CACCGGAGAGAGAGAUAAAUUAUCAACGAACACGAAGACCUUAUUGGAGAAACCCCGCCAUUAAUGCAUAGCUCAACUACUCAUCUGAACCUUAGAAGUAGUGGUAGUAAUUCACACUCUCACCAAAUUGCUAAGGCCUCUCUCUCUCGCACUCUCUCUCUCUCCCCCCGCCCCCCCCCCCCCCCCCCCCCCCCCCCCUCUCUCUACUUUAUCUCUUGGAUAGAAAAGAUCCAAGGUUUUGUUAGAUCUUGAUCUGGAUGUGGAACUCUGCGGAGAAUGCGUUUUCCAGGACGUUGUCGCUUAGGGAGGAGGGAGAGGAUGUGGAGGCGCUACGGUGGGCCGCGCUGGAGAGGCUGCCCACCUACGCUCGCGUACGGAGAGGGAUCUUUAGGAACGUUGUUGGAGAUACCAGGGAGAUCGAGGUGACCGAACUCCAGGCUCAGGAGCAGAAGCUUGUGCUGGACCGGCUAGUCAGCUCGGUCGACGACGACCCGGAACUUUUCUUCGAUAGGAUGAGGCGCCGAUUUGAUGCAGUAAAUUUAAAGUUUCCGAAGAUUGAGGUUCGAUUCCAGAAUUUGACAGUUGAAUCUUUCGUCCAUGUUGGAAGCAGAGCACUGCCAACAAUUCCCAAUUUUGUUUUCAACAUGUGUGAGGAACUUUUAAGGCAGUUGCGGAUAUACAGAAGAAAGAGAAGCAAGUUGACGAUUCUAGACGAUAUUAGUGGGAUUAUUAGACCUUCACGAUUGACAUUGCUAUUGGGUCCUCCAAGCUCUGGAAAGACAACUCUACUGUUGGCUCUUGCUGGUCGCCUUGGAACUCAUUUGAAGAUGUCAGGCAGAAUCACUUACAAUGGACAUAGCCUGAACGAAUUUGUUCCUCAGAGGACAUCUGCUUAUGUGAGCCAACAGGAUUGGCAUGUUGCAGAAAUGACUGUAAAGGAAACUCUUGAACUUGCAGGUCGCUGUCAAGGGGUUGGAUUUAAGUAUGACAUGCUAGUGGAACUUGCAAGAAGGGAAAAGCUUGCUGGGAUAAAACCUGAUGAAGAUCUUGAUAUAUUCAUGAAGUCAUUAGCUCUGGGGGGAAAGGACACAAGCCUUGUUGUGGAGUACAUCAUGAAGAUUUUAGGGUUGGACAUCUGUGCUGACACAUUGGUGGGAGAUGAAAUGCUCAAGGGUAUUUCUGGGGGACAAAAGAAGCGGCUUACAACAGGUGAAUUACUGGUUGGUCCAGCAAGAGUGCUAUACAUGGAUGAAAUAUCAACUGGGCUUGAUAGUUCUACUACCUAUCAGAUCAUCAAAUAUCUGAAGCAUUCAACUUGUGCACUUGAUGCCACCACUGUAAUUUCUCUGCUUCAACCAGCUCCAGAGACGUACGAGUUGUUUGAUGAUGUAAUACUUUUAUGUGAGGGGCAGAUUGUAUACCAAGGACCUCGUGAUGCUGCUCUUGAGUUCUUCGCAUUUAUGGGAUUUGGUUGCCCAGAGCGAAAGAAUGUGGCAGACUUCUUGCAAGAAGUUACGUCGGAGAAAGACCAAGAGCAGUAUUGGUCUGUUCUGGACCGCCCUCACCGAUACAUACCUGCAGGAAAGUUUGCCGAAGCUUUUCGCUCAUAUCGUGCUGGGAAGAAUUUGUCUGAUGCACUGCGUGUUCCUUUUGAUAAACGCUACAAUCAUCCAGCAGCCUUGGCAACAUAUCGCUAUGGUGUAAAGAGGCGUGAACUUCUCAAGACCAGCUUUUACUGGCAGAGGCUAAUCAUGAAACGGAAUUCAUUUAUUUAUGUCUUCAAAUUCAUUCAGCUUUUUUUUGUUGCUUUGAUCACAAUGAGCGUCUUUUUCCGGACAACGAUGCACCAUAAUACGAUUGACGAUGGAGGCUUAUAUCUUGGGGCACUGUACUUUUCCAUGGUUAUUAUUCUCUUUAAUGGCUUUACCGAGGUGUCAAUGUUGGUGGCCAAGCUUCCAGUGCUUUACAAGCAUAGAGACUUGCAUUUCUAUCCAAGUUGGGUGUAUACUCUUCCUUCUUGGAUCUUAAGUAUUCCAACCUCGCUCAUAGAGUCUGGCUUCUGGGUGGCUGUCACAUACUAUGUGAUUGGAUAUGAUCCUUCAAUUCUUAGGUUUUUUCGACAGUUCUUGUUAUACUUCUUUCUGCACCAAAUGUCAAUAGCUCUCUUCCGUCUUAUGGGUUCCUUGGGCCGGAACAUGAUAGUUGCCAACACCUUUGGAUCAUUUGCCAUGCUGGUUGUCAUGGCUCUUGGAGGGUUUAUUAUUUCUAGAGAUGAUAUACCAAAAUGGUGGAUCUGGGGAUUCUGGAUUUCUCCUUUGAUGUAUGCUCAAAAUGCAGCUUCUGAUAAUGAAUUCCUUGGACAUUCUUGGGAUAAGAGCGCCGGGAAGAACCUGAGCUCUCCACUAGGUGAGGCAUUAUUAAGGGCGCGUGCUUUGUUUCCAGAGACGUACUGGUAUUGGAUUGGAGUCGGUGCUAUGAUUGGAUACACAGUUUUAUUCAACGCACUUUUCACGUUCUUUCUAGCUUAUCUUAACCCUUUGGGGAGACAACAAGCUGUAGUGUCUAAGGAAGAGCUGCAAGAGAGAGAAAGGAGAAGGAAAGGUGAAACAGCGGUUGUUGAGCUGAGGCAUUACUUGCAGCAUUCGGGUUCAUUAAGUGCAGGAAAGCAUCUUAAGCAGAAAGGCAUGGUUCUCCCAUUUCAACCACUUUCUAUGACUUUCAGCAAUAUCAAUUACUAUGUGGAUGUCCCUCUGGAAUUGAAGCAACAAGGGAUAGUAGAAGAUAGAUUGCAACUGUUGGUUGAUGUCACUGGAGCAUUUAGGCCUGGUAUCCUUACAGCAUUGGUUGGAGUCAGUGGUGCUGGGAAAACCACCCUCAUGGAUGUAUUAGCCGGUCGAAAAACUGGUGGAGUCAUAGAAGGGAACAUACAGAUAUCUGGCUAUCCCAAAAGGCAGGAAACUUUUGCAAGAAUUUCCGGUUACUGUGAACAGACUGAUAUUCAUUCCCCUUGCUUGACUGUUUUGGAAUCACUUCUGUUCUCUGCCUGGCUUCGGUUACCAUCAGAUAUUGACUUGGAGACACAAAGGGCCUUUGUUGAGGAGGUGAUGGAACUUGUAGAGCUCACUCCAUUGAGUGGGGCAUUGAUUGGUCUUCCUGGAGUUGACGGUUUGUCAACAGAACAACGAAAAAGAUUAACAAUUGCUGUUGAACUAGUUGCCAACCCUUCUGUAGUGUUCAUGGAUGAGCCCACAUCAGGGUUGGAUGCAAGGGCUGCAGCUAUUGUGAUGAGAACUGUGAGGAAUAUUGUAAAUACUGGGCGAACAAUAGUGUGCACAAUCCAUCAGCCUAGCAUAGACAUUUUUGAAUCCUUUGACGAGCUUUUAUUUAUGAAGCGAGGAGGACAGCUCAUAUAUGCUGGUCCACUUGGCCCCAAGUCUCAAGAGCUCAUCAAAUAUUUUGAGGCAGUUGAAGGAGUGGAAAAAAUCAGGUCUGGCUAUAAUCCUGCUACAUGGAUGCUUGAGGUUACUUCUCCUACUGAAGAGAACCGUAUUGGAGUGGACUUUGCCGAAAUUUACCGAAACUCAAAUUUAUUUCAACUUAACAGAGAGUUGGUUGAAAGCCUAAGCAAGCCGAGUAGUACUGCCAAAGAAUUGAACUUUCCAACCAAGUACUCUCAGUCAUUCUUUCACCAGUUUUUGGCUUGUCUUUGGAAGCAAAAUCUAUCUUAUUGGAGAAACCCACAAUACACUGCUGUUCGCUGCUUCUAUACUGUCAUCAUCUCAUUAAUGCUUGGAACGAUAUGUUGGAGAUUUGGUGCUAAAAGGGAUAGCCAGCAGGAUUUAUUUAAUGCCAUGGGAUCAAUGUAUGUAGCUAUCCUGUUCGUUGGAAUUACUAAUGCCACUGCUGUUCAACCAGUUGUUUCUAUAGAGAGAUUUGUUUCAUAUCGAGAGAGAGCCGCAGGGUUGUACUCAGCUUUACCAUUUGCAUUUGCUCAGGUUGCUAUUGAGUUCCCCUAUGUGUUCUCACAGUCAAUCAUCUACUGCACAAUUUUCUACUCAAUGGCUUCGUUCGAGUGGACUCCCUUGAAGUUUAUUUUGUAUUUAUUCUUUAUGUAUUUUACUAUGCUCUACUUCACCUUUUAUGGAAUGAUGGCAACUGCUGUAACACCAAAUCAUAAUGUCGCUGCUGUCAUAUCUGCUCCAUUUUAUAUGCUAUGGAACCUUUUCAGCGGUUUUAUGAUCCCUCACAAGAGAAUCCCAGUAUGGUGGAGAUGGUAUUAUUGGGCGAACCCUGUAGCCUGGAGUUUGUAUGGCCUCGUGACUUCACAAUAUGGUGAAGAUAAUAGAGUAGUGAAACUAUCAGAUGGAUUGCACUCGAUGCCCGUAAGGCAAUUAGUCAAGGAUGUCUUUGGGUAUAGGCAUGAUUUCUUGAGUACAGCCGGCAUAAUGGUGGUUGGUUUCUGCAUGUUCUUUGCUGUCAUUUUUGCAUUUGCAAUAAAAUCAUUCAACUUCCAAAGGCGAUGAGAGGUCGAAGUUAUGUGCACCAUUAAGAGGUCUCGUGUUAGGUUUCGGAAUUGAUGCAUAUGCUUGGCUAAGUAUAUCAGUUCCUGGUAAAUGAAUGUUACACGAUAACUAUAUAUAUAUAGCAACAAGAUUUUCUAGUAUGUAAUGUUAUUUGGACUUCAGAAGAUUGUGUAAACUAAUACUAGUUGCAUGUUUCAAUAUUAUUGAUCAUAAAUAAUUUGAUCGAAAAUGUUGUAAAGUCAGAGACUAUUGGCAUAUAAGAAUUUGUUUUCAACAGAAUGGUUGGAAAACCACUAUUGUAAUGCAUUGUGAUUUUCACA
Juglans microcarpa x Juglans regia is the source of this 4843-nucleotide messenger RNA. RefSeq names its product ABC transporter G family member 32. Gene Ontology annotation, molecular function: ABC-type transporter activity; ATP binding; ATP hydrolysis activity. Bases 258 to 4523 code for a protein of 1421 amino acids. Gene Ontology annotation, cellular component: membrane. NCBI's taxonomy places the organism in Eukaryota, Viridiplantae, Streptophyta, Magnoliopsida, Fagales, Juglandaceae. The transcript has 25 exons. The record is from RefSeq and is a predicted model, not a curated record.